UUCAUCUUGAUUUUACUCUGUGUUAAUCUUUAUGAUCUAUGAGGUAUAUACUUUAAACAUGGCGAACGGUAUUUUGAGUAGGCUUUAUGCAGCAUUUAAAACACUUAAUGAAGUAGCUGAUACUAUAUUACGUCGUGGCUUUCCAUCAGGUAAUUUAUACGCGAUCGAAUGUAACGCUAUUAAUGUGCAGCCCAUUAAUUUUCCUGGACGUUCUAUAAAGGAUAUUUUAAAUGAAACAAUUUUAUGGGCAGCACCUAAAAAACGACGAACUAUAGAAAAACGUCUUUGUAGAAGAUUUGGUGUUCCUAAAUAUAUUUGGAAACCCCAUGUACCAAAAACAAAUAUCUUAAUGUGUAAAAAAUGUGGUCACGAUUAUGAAGCUGGUACACUUUGUGGAUACUGCUAUGAAAUAGUAAAAAAGGAAACAAAAGAAAUACAGAAAGCUAUACAAAAUUCAUUAGGAUUGAAACCUGUUGAACAGGAUGUCAUAGUAUUAUAUGAAGGAGAAAAAGAAAAAUUACGAGAUGACUUUUGGAAGAAACAAAGAAUCAUAGAAUUACCUAAAAAGAGGCCUGAUUGGUUCAAUCCAAAUUUACUUCAGCCAACAGUGAAAGAAUUAGCUGAUUCAAAACAAGAAGAAUUAGAAACUGAAGUUUUGGAAGAUGUUAAGGAUAAGUGAAUAAUUAUUUUAUAUUGAUAAGCUAUUUUUGUUUAUAUUAAAUAAAGUUAAACAAAGUAAACUA
Bombus pascuorum is the source of this 743-nucleotide messenger RNA. It is a transcript of the gene mRpL32, whose product is annotated as large ribosomal subunit protein bL32m. The coding region runs from base 32 to 679 and encodes 215 amino acids. The record is from RefSeq and is a predicted model, not a curated record. Gene Ontology annotation, cellular component: mitochondrial large ribosomal subunit. NCBI's taxonomy places the organism in Eukaryota, Metazoa, Arthropoda, Insecta, Hymenoptera, Apidae. Gene Ontology annotation, molecular function: structural constituent of ribosome. Gene Ontology annotation, biological process: translation. The transcript has 4 exons.